This is a messenger RNA of Salvelinus fontinalis (brook trout), 8170 nucleotides long. RefSeq names its product fidgetin-like. Gene Ontology annotation, molecular function: microtubule severing ATPase activity; ATP binding; ATP hydrolysis activity. The coding region runs from base 111 to 2444 and encodes 777 amino acids. The record is from RefSeq and is a predicted model, not a curated record. The transcript is spliced from 3 exons. NCBI's taxonomy places the organism in Eukaryota, Metazoa, Chordata, Actinopteri, Salmoniformes, Salmonidae.
GACACAUGCGCAAUGCGAGGCAUACUGGUCAGUCUCCGAAGCAGCUGUUUUAGGGUUUGAAAUUCCAACAUGGCAGUGGCUGUGGUCAGUGUUGCCUGCGCUAACUUGGAAUGGUUUUAAAUCGCAGGCAGCCUCGCUUAACCCACCGCACAGUCAUUCAUCAGCAAACUCUACCGUGGAUCGAUGUUGCUCUAACCCCAGAGGUCGACCUGUCGCACAUACAGCGAGAAAUGAUCAGUAGCAGCAGCGUCUAUGGCCUAAAGAUGCAGUGGACCCCAGAGCACGCGCAGUGGGCGGAGCAGCACUUUGACAUCACCUCCACCACGCGCUCGCCGGCCCACAAGGCCGAGGCUUACCGGGGUCACCUGCAGCGCGGCGGCAGCACAUACCAGUACGCCUGGGCCAACGACGACAUCUCUGCGCUCACCGCCUCCAACCUGCUCAAGAAGUACGCUGAGAAGUACUCUGGCAUCCUGGAGAUGCCCAGUGAGAGGGCCCUGCUGAACUCCUACGCCGAGGCCGGGAUGAACGGCAGGAAGGGGGAGGGUGAGGCCUGGCAGGAGGGGGUCUACUGCGUCCCCGAGGGGAUGUCCAUGAGGAAAGGAGGGGUGGCGGCGGAGGUGGCUGGUAUGUGCAGCUCUCCGUCCCCGGGCCUGGCCUCCAGCGGCCUGACAGAGCCUGGUUACUCCAGCAGCAGCUGUGGUAGUCACACAGCCACGGCCCUCCACUCCUCUGCAGGCUCCUCUCAGGAAUACGGCCCCAGCUACAGUGGCUCCUACCUGGGCUACAGCUCCCAGGUCACCACCUCCCCACUGCACAGCUCCGGUCUCUUGCAGCCCCCUCCUCCGCCCCCACAUCCCUCCCUGGUCCCGACCUACAAUGGGGGAUCCUCCAACCUCUCGGGCUACAAUUACCCCCAUGCCGGGUACCCCUCCCAGAGCGCUGUGGGGCCAGGCUACAGCCCCGGGGGAGCCCCCCCUCCAUCCUCCUACCUACCGUCAGGGAUCGCCGCUCCCACCCCCCUGCCCCCCUCCUCCACGCUCCCCGGGUACCCCUACCAGUCGCACAACCUCGGCCCCAUCGCGCCCACGCCUCUGAAUGGCAGCUCGUCCAACUCUCUGAAGAGAAAAGCCUUCUAUAUGACAGGGCAAGGAGAGAUGGACUCCACUUAUGGAAAUUUUGUCUAUGGCCAGGCGCGCAGCUCCGCAGAGAGCCCCAUGUACAGGGUACCGGACAGCAGCAUCUCAAAUGCGGGCGGAGGGAACAGUUUUGACAGGAAUGCUGACAAGUCAUCUUUGCCAUUUAAUCCCCACAAGCAGCCCAUGGCCUCUGAGCAGUCUGCAGGCGGAGCACUCACCCCUCCGUCCUAUGCCUCCACCCUGGGUGGCUCGCGCUCGGCCGACUCCCUGGGCAGCUUCACCUCUCCCUCCCUGAACGACCAAGGGGACGAGCACCGCGUGCACCUCUCCCACCUCUCCCUGACGGGGGCAACCUCAUCCUCCCGGCCCGCUGAGGAGCAGCUGAAGAGCAGUGACCCCCACCUCCUGGACAUGGUGACCUCUGAAAUCCUGCAGCAGGGACCCCCGGUGGACUGGAGUGACAUUGCAGGCCUGGAGCUGGCCAAGGCCACUCUGAAGGAGGAGGUUCUCUGGCCCAUGCUACGUCCGGACAUGUUCAGCGGCCUAGGUUCGGCCCCGAGGUGCAUUCUACUGUUUGGCCCCAGAGGGACGGGCCGGACGUUGCUGGGCCGCUGCAUGGCCAGCCAGCUGGGGGCGCCCUUCCUGCAGCUCAGAUGCUCCACCUUGGCCACCAAGUGGUUGGCAGAGGGUGACAAGAUCCUGCAGGCCUCCUUUCUGGUGGCGCGCUGCCGCCAGCCCUCAGUGCUGUUCAUCAGCGACGUGGACAUGCUGCUGUCGGCCCAGCUCAACAACGAGAGCCCCGUUUACCGGCUCAAGGCCGAGCUCCUGGCCCAGCUUGAUGCGCUGCUCCUGGGGCCGGCCGAUGACUCCAACAACCACGUCCUGGUGGUCUGCUCCACCAGCAAGCCUCAGGACAUGGACGAGGGGCUGCGACGGUACUUUGGCCGGCGGGUCCUGGUGCCGCUGCCAGACGGUUCGUCCCGCCACCGAAUGCUGAGCCAGCUGCUGUCCCAGUCCCAGCGUAAGUACUGUCUCAGUGAGGAGGAGCUGGUGCUGCUGGUCCAGCGCACCGAGGGCUUCUCCGGCCUGGACGUGGCAAGGCUUUGCCAGGAGGCCCUGGUGGGCAUGCUGCACACCUCCUCCCAAGGCCUGGACCUCUCGGUGAGCAUCAUGCCCACAGGUCAGAUACGACCCCUCAUCUACCAGGACUUUGACAGUGUUUUUUGCAAAUUCCAGCCCAGUAUAUCGCAGAAAGAGAUCGACACGUACACCGAGUGGAACAAAAUGUUUGGGUGCGGUCAGUGAACCUCGGGGGGGAAAGUCCUCAAGAAAGAGGAGCUUUGACCUGGCUGUGGUGCUAACCAAAGAGGAAGGCACACAAGAGGGGCGACGUAACCCCCCCACACGUGAGACCUGACACCAGAGGUGGAGAAACAUCAAGAGACUUGGUUGGAGUGAUACCUGAUGGUUUUGCAGGUAACGAGCAGAGAUUUCAUUAGGAUGCUUGACACUGCUAAAGCCAGGCAUUGUUUACACAUUUUGAAGAGGUCAACUUGAGACAGAGGAGGACCCUGUGUGUAUAUAUACCUUUGUUGUUGUCCCCUAAAAUGUAGUUGGCUAACCAAGUGCCUGUAGUGGUGCUUUCUAAAUUGUAAUUUCUUUUUUUUAUGUAUAAUGAUUUCGUUUGCCUCACAAUCUACAUUAAUGGCAUGUGCUGAUAUUAAGAGCUUUAAACUUCAACAGCGAGAUUAAAAUUAGAGUGGCGGUUGCCAAUGGAGAUGGUCAAUCUUUUUCUCCUGCCAUUUCACCAAGUAUCAACAGUAUUCCUCAGGGGGUGACAGUAAUCUGGACCCCCGAUCCAUACACUUCAUCUCUUUUGGUCCUCUGUCUGCAAAAAAACUCAGGAAAGUGUUUGUGAAUUGUACAGUACCUCAACGACAUCACCACACAUAAGCACUACGAUCCUCUGAGAGUAUUAAGACCAGGAUUUUAGUCAUUUAUAUAAUAUCUAGAGAAACAGUUUUAGGUUUACCUCAAACCUUCUAGGCGAGACGGUCGAGGAGAUGAAAAUGAAUGUAACCAGAUUUAGUUCUGGAAUGACGGGACAAAUAAGUCAAUACGGAGGUGAUUAAGUGAAGAAUUUGGUGAUGAGUUCAGUGUCCAUUUUGAGGUUUUUCGAAAAUGCGAUGCCCUAGUGUGUUUUUCUGAUCCUGCCUUGUGUAUCGAUUGAAUCAAGAGCGUUGUUCACCUGGUGUUUGAAUGGGGCACUGAUGACCACGUAUAGUGGGUUAUAUUGUUGUCAACAACCCACAACUCUUUAGAUGGAACGGUGGACUUCGGUUGCUAUUGCGUUACCACAGGAAGCCAUAGAACUACUGUACUUGACGAUGAAGCAGAAACCAAAUGGAAGAAAGCGAACGGUGCCGUGACACAGUGUGUGAUUCCGUAUUUCCCAGAAUAAAUGCAACAUCGGGAUCACACGGACUUUCUGUUCCACUUCAGUUGGUUUCAAACUCACCUAGGAGGCAGCAAAGCAGUCGGGGACAGCCUCAGAUCCAAAAUGGCUAGUUGCUAUUGACUGCUCUACGUCAGAGAGUUGAGUCAGUUUGAAUGAGAAAAGGCUGAUUUCUUUAUUCAUCAACGAGGUCAGAGGUUCAGCACCGGGGGCUCAAUUCCAAACCGGUUUUUAGUUCCUUACCAGAGGUCCUCAUUGGCUUAUCAGAUCUGACAUGCUUGGAUUGUUCACAGCAGUAUGGCUGUAGAGCCACCUAGACCUCUGGAAUGCUCUGGUGAUUUUCGGUCAUAUUGCAAACACCUAUCCAGUUGUGUCAUAUCUGCAAGGAGACUCAACAAGGGCUUGCGGGUAAGAGCUCGAAAUUGUUUAAGAUAUUUGGCCAAUCGCAUCCUCAUUGUUUAGUAUGUGCAAAUAUUACCCCAAGAACAUGGUCAGGGUGAAUAUACUACUAAUUUGACACUCGUCAUGGCUCUUAAAGGCCCAGUACAGUCAAAAACGUGAUUUUUCUGUGUUUUCUAUAUAAUUCCACACUAUGAGGUUGGAAUAAUACUGGGAAAUUGUAAAAAUUAUGAUAAUGUAAUUUUAGUGUAAGAGCUGUUUGAAAAGACUGCCUGAAAUUGCUGUCUGUUUUGGUGGGAUGGAGUUUUGGCCAUUCAUGGUGAUAUCACCAUGCGGUAAAUUAGUUAUUAGACCAAUAAGAAAGAGAGUUCCAAACCUCUCUGCCAAUAACAGCACAUGUUCUGUUUUCCCCUCCACACUCAGACCACUCCCAGAUGUCCUAUCAAAAUUCUUGCUUGAGAAAUUGCCCUUUGCUGAGAGCUACAGUGGGGCAAAAAAGUAUUUAGUCAGCCACCAAUUGUGCAAGUUCUCCCACUGAGAGAGGCCUGUAAUUUUCAUCAUAGGUACACUUCAACUAUGACAGACAAAAUGAGGAAAGAAAAUCAGAAAAUCACAUUGUAGGAUUUUUUAAUGAAUUUAUUUGCAAAUUAUGGUGGAAAAUAAGUAUUUGGUCACCUACAAACAAGCAAGAUUUCUGACUCUCACAGACCUGUAACUUCUUCUUUAAGAGGCUCCUCUGUCCUCCACUCGUUACCUGUAUUAAUGGCACCUGUUUGAACUUGUUAUCAGUAUAAAAGACAAAUGUCCACAACCUCAAACAGUCACACUCCAAACUCCACUAUGGCCAAGACCAAAGAGCUGUCAAAGGACACCAGAAACAAAAUUGUAGACCUGCACCAGGCUGGGAAGACUGAAUCUGCAAUAGGUAAGCAGCUUGGUUUGAAUAAAUCAACUGUGGGAGCAAUUAUUAGGAAAUGGAAGACAUACAAGACCACUGAUACUCUCCCUCGAUCUGGGGCUCCACGCAAGAUAUCACCCCGUGGGGUCAAAAUGAUCACAAGAAAGGUGAGCAAAAAUCCCAGAACCACACAGGGGGACCUAGUGAAUGACCUGCAGAGAGCUGGGACCAAAGUAACAAAGCCUCCCAUCAGUAACACACUACGCCGCCAGGGACUCAAAUCCUGCAGUGCCAGACGUGUCCCCCUGCUUAAGCCAGUACAUGCCCAGGCCCGUCUGAAGUUUGCUAGAGAGCAUUUGGAUGAUCCAGAAGAAGAUUGGGAGAAUGUCAUAUGGUCAGAUGAAACCAAAAUAGAACUUUUUGGUAAAAACUCAACUCGUCGUGUUUGGAGGACAAAGAAUGCUGAGUUGCAUCCAACGAACACCAUACCUACUGUGAAUCAUGGGGGUGGAAACAUCAUGCUUUGGGGCUGUUUUUCUGCAAUGGGACCAGGACGACUGAUCCGUGUAAAGGACAGAAUGAAUGGGGCCAUGUAUCGUGAGAUUUUGAGUGAAAACCUCCUUCCAUCAGCAAGGGCAUUGAAGAUGAAACGUGGCUGGGUCUUUCAGCAUGACAAUGAUCCCAAACACACCGCCCGGGCAACGAAGGAGUGGCUUCGUGAGAAGCAUUUCAAGGUCCUGGAGUGGCCUAGCCAGUCUCCAGAUCUCAACCCCAUAGAACAUUUUUGGAGGGAGUUGAAAGUCUGUGUUGCCCAGCAACAGCCCCAAAACAUCACUGCUCUAGAGGAGAUCUGCAUGGAGGAAUGGGCCAAAAUACCAGCAACAGUGUGUGAAAACCUUGUGAAGACUUACAGAAAACGUUUGACCUCUGUCAUUGCCAACAAAGGGUAUAUAACAAAGUAUUGAGAUAAACUUUUGUUAUUGACCAAAUACUUAUUUUCCACCAUAAUUUGCAAAUAAAUUCAUAAAAAAUCCUACAAUGUGAUUUUCUGGAUUUAUUUUUCUAAUUUUGUCUGUCAUAGUCGAAGUGUACCUAUGAUGAAAAUUACAGGCCUCUCUCAUCUUUUUAAGUGGGAGAACUUGCACAAUUGGUGGCUGACUAAAUACUUUUUUGCUCCACUGUAUAUUUUUUGUUUUUUUUGUUUACCAUUUUAAUUGAAAGCAAUCACAGUAAGGUACUUCAAUGUUACCCAGAAAUGAUUUGAUAUUGAGAUAAAAACAGCUGCAUUGGACCUUUAAGAAACGUUCAGUCAACCUACUGUGGUCAGUUCCAAAAGACCCACAGAACAGUGAUUCAUAGCUCAUUGCAUUUGAAUGUAUUUUGUUGCUCUUCUUUUGUUCUCUGUACGUGACUGUUGCUAAGCACUACAAUGGUGAUCUUGAAGUACCGUAGGUGUAUUAUUAUUGUACAACAGCUGCACUAUAGCAUUCUUUUGUGUGUAUUUUUGUCUCGUCUUUAAUAAUCAUGGGUUUGCAAUCCUCCGAGCACUGAGAUUGCCAGUACCAUGUUGCUUGCGUUUACGUUUUUCUUUGUUUUGUCAACUUGUGACUAGUGUAACGUUUAUCUCUUCCUUUGAUUGGUAAUAUUUCCAAUUCUAGUUUGCAUACCUUUUCCAUUUUAGCACUCAAUGGAAUUUAGAUGUAACUUGCUGUGACUGCACACUCGCUAGUCUACCACGAUGUCUCGGAUAUUUAAGAUUGAACACUUCUCCAAUUUUUCUCUCUUGGGUAGAUAAAAGGGUAGAUCCACGGAAGUAACAUGACCAUAAUACAACCACUUACAUGGCCUUUGAAACUUUGACUCAAAUUAUACUUCACUCAUAUAAAAUAUUGGUAGGUGGGUGAAAUGUACGAUGUUUUAUUGCUAAACUACACACAAACAAACCUUAAAACACAAAGCAUCCAUGUUGAGCUCUCCACUUUACCUCUGGAGGUACUUAAGAAUUACCUGAAUGCACUUUCACAAAACGUUCAUUUAUCGGAAUGUUCAAAUGUUUCACAAACAUGAUACAGUGUCAACAGGCUGAUUCUCACAGCCUGAGUGUACUGUAUGUGUAAAAGCUCAUCGCUAGAAGGCUUGUUCUGGAAAUAGAAAAUGGAGUCUCCCUACCUUCUCCUUGACCCGCAGCCCAGGCCUGUGAAUCUCACUUCUCCAUUCACUCUCACUGAGGAGAGGAAAAGACACGCUGAGGUGUGUUUGUUUGUGUGUGCGUGUGCGUGCGUGUGCGUGUGUGUGUGUGUGUGACAGCGCGGCAACAGCACAUGGAAACUGCAGUGAAGUCUGUCAACAGACUGACCACAACGCGGUCUAUCCCAUAAUUCAGUCUGCCCUCUCUAAACUGAUGUACAUGAGAGCACAAAAAGCCCAUCCCUUCACAUAUACAGUACUUUCGACACAACCAAAUCACUUGAAUUGUACUUUCCAGCCAAUCUUAUUUUCUUUGUUUGUUGCUAUGUACGUGGCUUCAUUUUUUCUUUGUACCAGAACUGGCAAACAAUGUUAUUGGUGGUUUCCGUGUUUGUUUAUUUUUCCCGCUUUCUAUUCAAUCAUUUAAUUAUAGUGUUCUUUAAAACAUUUCUACCUCAUGGCUACAUAUUAUACAUGUAGUAGUUCAUUUAUGUCUUUUGAAUGUCCUACAUUUGUUGAAAAAUCGAACAAAAGAAAAACAAAAAGGAAAUGGGUGGGAGCAGGAAAUCACUUGAGUCUACCUCAGAGGCACUGAGCAGAGGAGAUGGUGGUAGAGUCUAACGUGUGUCUGACAGCUGGAUGCACACUCAUUCAAAACACCGAGCGACAUAUAGACACACAACACCCCGCAAGGAAAAAUUUCUGGUGGACGGGAGAAAACUGUUGGACUUUGCAGGUCCUCUCCGAGGUUUCUCUUGAUGCAUCAACCAAUGCGUUGCUUUAAUCUUUGGUGAACUGUAGUUGUGUGAUUGUGUAUAUUACGUGGGCACACAUGAAUAUGAUUUGGUUUGUGUGGGAUUUUAUAUAUAAUUAGUAUAUAUAAAACACACUUGCACAAAACUUUAACUGAGUGUAACGUGUUUCUGUUGUACAUAUUUAUAUACAUAAAUACAAACAAAAUGCACCACAUACAUGUUUAUAUGUGUGAAUAUGUUGCCAUACUUGCAGUCGACUUAAAUGUAUUUUCAUGUAAUCUGUCUGAGGUACAAAAGACAACAACUGAUUAAUUAAAGAUGUUUUCUUGAAAUAAUA